AUGAGACGCCCGGGGCGGAGCCGGGGGCGGGGAGACGCUGGGGGCGGGGGCGAGCCGAGCCCAGGAGACUCUCCUGUCUCUCAGAAGCCCCCGAGGAGCCGUGCGGGACGCGGGGCUCGGGGGAAAGCGGGAGAUGGGGCGUCGGGGGUCCUGGGGCUGGACUGGGGGCGGCAGCUGGACGCGGGUCUGCACGUGAUAGAAUGGAGCCUGAAGGGUGAAAGAAGACAGUUCCGAUGCACCGAGGACAAGUGUGCCGAGCCCGGAGUUCUUCUGACGAGCCUUUCAGGAGACGAGGGGAGGAAGGUGGAGAGCCUCCAGACUCAGGGCGCCCCCGGCCCGUAUCUGCCCCCAGCUCCCCCCGGCAUGUUCCGGUCUGCUUCAGCUGCUCCCCGCAGCGUUUCGGCUGUGGGAGCUGCCGCCGCUCCGCAGGCCCCAGAGCGCGUGGGCCUUCUGCACAGCCUGGGCACGCGGCCUUCUGCUGUGCCUUAG
Messenger RNA from Rangifer tarandus platyrhynchus (Svalbard reindeer), 489 nucleotides. Lineage: Eukaryota; Metazoa; Chordata; Mammalia; Artiodactyla; Cervidae. The record is from the annotation of a GenBank genome assembly.